AUGAAUAUUAUUUACUUAUUAUUUACAGUGUCAAGUUUUAGCUUCCCAAUUGCCGCUGUGGACCUGAACUUGAACAGUUUACAAUCGUUACAAAAUGCAACUUCCUUAGUAGCAUACGGUCUGAUGGAUUAUUACACAGGUGAUCAAUACGGUCAAACUGUCGGGAUGUUCUCCGAUCCAUACUACUGGUGGGAAGCAGGUGGUGCAUGGGGUACCAUGUUGGAUUAUUGGUAUUUUAUGCAGAAUGACACUUACAAUGAUAUAAUAACGGCAGCCUUGCUACAUCAAGUGGGUACUGACAACAACUAUAUUCCUUUAAAUCAGUCAACAACAGAAGGGAAUGAUGAUCAAGCAUUUUGGGGCAUUACUGUGAUGACUGCUGCAGAAAGGAAUUUCACAAAUCCUCCUGAGGACCAACCUCAAUGGCUAUAUUUAGCACAAGCAGUGUUUAAUACGAUGGCAUUAAGGUGGGACGCUGAUAGCUGUGGAGGUGGUCUAAGAUGGCAAAUUUUUGUUUGGAAUUCUGGCUAUGACUAUAAGAAUUCUGUCUCAAAUGGUGCAUUAUUUCAUAUGGCUGCCAGACUGGCACGAUAUACUGGAAAUCAAAGUUAUGUCGAUUGGGCAGAAAGGGUAUACGAUUGGAUGUCUGACGUUGGUCUCAUAUCGAAUGGGUCGUACAAAUUUGUGUAUGACGGUGCUAGUACAACAGAUAAUUGUACUGUACUUACAACCUACCAGUGGACUUAUAACCAAGGGUUAUUGCUCUCAGGUGCUGCAUAUUUAUACAACUACACUGGCUCUGAUACUUGGCUUCUUCGAACAAAUCAAUUACUAAAUGCAUCAAGUGUGUUCUUCAAUAACAGUAUCCUUUAUGAAGCAGCCUGUCAGAAGAGUGGGACAUGUAAUAACGAUCAGCGAUCGUUCAAAGCCUAUUUUUUACGAUUCUUAGGUCAAACUGCUCAGCUAGUAUCGGAAACACAACCAACAAUUAUGAAAUGGUUAAAUGCAUCAGCAUAUGCAGCAGCUCAAUCAUGUUCAGGUGGGACUGAUGGUCAUACAUGUGGUUUAAAUUGGUUUUCAGGAGGAUGGGAUGGAAUGUAUGGUCUUGGUGAGCAGAUGUCUGCAUUAGAAGCUCUGGUAAACACAAGAGUACUCCACCUUCCAGGCCCAUAUAACUCAACAGAUGGGGGAUCCUCUAUAGGAAAUAGUGCUGCAGGAACUGAGCAAGAAGCAACCAAUUUGGCACCUCUUCACAUAACAGAUGGUUCCAAAGCAGCUGCAGCAAUCAUCACAUCAGUUGUUGGUAUCUCAAUCGUUGCAGCAGGCGUGUGGCUAAUAAUAUGA
Molecule: messenger RNA, 1344 nt
Organism: Naumovozyma castellii
Lineage: Eukaryota; Fungi; Ascomycota; Saccharomycetes; Saccharomycetales; Saccharomycetaceae
Product: glycoside hydrolase family 76 protein
Exons: 1
Coding region: 1-1344 (447 amino acids)
Source: RefSeq, a predicted model, not a curated record